This is a messenger RNA of Notechis scutatus (mainland tiger snake), 1237 nucleotides long. NCBI's taxonomy places the organism in Eukaryota, Metazoa, Chordata, Lepidosauria, Squamata, Elapidae. The record is from RefSeq and is a predicted model, not a curated record.
GGGGGUGUAAACAAGAUGUACCACGGGAUCUAUGACUAUGACAAGAGUCUUCCCAGGGUCCACGUCCCCAUGGAGACAGGAGACACCCUCUUCUUCCACCCCCUGCUCAUUCACGGUUCCGGAAGGAACAGGACAGAAGGGUUUCGGAAGGCUAUUAGUUGCCAUUAUGCCAGUAGCGAUGGCUACUAUAUUGACGUCAAAGGGACCAGCCAGGAAUUUCUGGAGAAGGAAUUGGAAGAGAUUGUCAGGCGGAGGUAUAAUAUGGCUGACGUGGAUUUCAAAUACGUUUCGAUGAUGCGGGGUCGACUUGUUAAAGGGGAGAGAAAAAAUCUUUAAAACACUGCUCGGAUCCAUUCUCCAGUCAGCGAAAAAACCUCGGAGAAAUCAGCAUUUAUUUUUCUCUUACUUUUUGGUGGGGGAAGGACUGUUAUUUCAGACCACUGGGAAGGCUGUUUGCAUCUGGAAAGCAAUUCAAUGCUGCAAUUCUAGGCACAUAACUGGUUAGUUACAAUGAAUUACGGUGAACUUUAGUUCUGAGCAGAAAAAGAAAGAAUGGUUAGAAUUUAAGCUGCAAUUCUAUGCAAACUUUUACUUAGAUUGUGCCUUUGUCGAUUAGAUUCAAAGAAUUUAAUCUGCUGUCCUAGUUUGUUUAAUGAUAAGAAACCUUCAGCUGAGCUCAGAUGGACUUUGAACUAUACGUGCAUAGAAUUAUAUUUUCAAUUUAACAACUGUAACUGAUGUAUUUAAGUAAUUUUAAGUAAAUUGAAUUUUUGCAGUAUUUGGAAAAACCUCAAUAUCUCUUUAAACAGUGCCUCGUUCCUCAGAACUGGAGCGAUUUUAGAUUUUUCUUUGCAAGAAAAUCUUCUUUAUUUUAAUAGCAAUAUCAUAGUUUUUCACCAGAGUGCAGAGUUUUAGAUAGUUAAGAGUUGGAAUGAGGUGUUUUAUUUGAGAAGAAUAUCGUGGACUGCAAAAGAUAGAAGAAGAAUCAAGCAAUGAUUGAAAGAAGAUUUCCAGUUUCUGUGUGUGAGCUUUUUCUUAUAUUAGAAGAAAGACAGCUAGAAGAUGACAUGAAAAAUGGAUUCGUUUUUUCCCCUCUUGUUGUCUAGUUCCUCCUCAGAUAAAGUUUCUGAAAUAUUUCUUCCAAGGGAGACUUUUAAGAGGAGGAGCAAGGAAAAUCUUGCCCUAACCACUGAAGAGAUAUAAUUGUGAUGCCAAAAUAAAAACAAUAAAGGACAAA